AGAUGUACAUAAUCCCUGAGUUGACCCAGAAAAUAGGCAGUCGUUUCAAGAUCUGAUGCGGCAGUCUUUGUGCACACCGUCCCCGCUUGAGCAUGAAGCGUAACCCUGUGGAAUACACACUGUAAUUUCAGAGGAGCUUUUUUGCCUUGCAGAGGAGGAAAACUGUUUAAAUAGACGGAGCCGAAGCAAAGUCGCGCAACUUUGUGAAAACGUAGCGGAUACGGACAGGAGGCAUGGCAGACCAUCUGAUGAUGCCCAUGAAUCACAGCUCAGCGGGCGCCAGUCUCCACGGUUACAGGAUGGGCAUGAAUGGCGGCCUGCAGGCAGGUCACCAGCAGCAUGCCAACCAGCAGGGCAUGCGGGCGCUGCCCAACGGCCAGAUGAUGCACUACGGUGGCGCCCAGGCCAACAUGGAGACGGCCAUGAGGCAGCGGCAGGGCAUGGUGGGCGGACCCAUGAAUGGACAGCUGAACGGGGCCCAGAUGGGUCACCACCAGAUGACCUCUGGUAACAUGAUGUACAACGGCCAGCCCCAGCAGCAGCAGCAGCAUCACCCUCAGCAGCAGCAUCACAUGCACCCACAGCAGCACCAACAACAGCACCAGCAACAAGCCCAGCACCCACAGCAGCAGCAGCAGCAACAACAACAGUUCAUGAGUGGAGGGUUAACGUCCCAGCAGCUUAUGGCCAGCAUGCAGCUGCAGAAACUCAACACCCAGUACCAUGGACACCCACUGGGGCCUAUGGGUGGGAACCACAUGGGGCCCACCACCCAGUACCGCAUGAACCCGGCCCAGUUGGCUAACAUGCAACACAUGGCCGGGCCGGCGCUGGCCCUGAACGGCAUGGACGCAGAUAUGAUUGACGAGGAGGUUCUGACCUCGCUGGUUAUGGAGCUGGGCUUAGACCGGGUCCAGGAGCUGCCAGAACUCUUCCUGGGCCAGAAUGAGUUUGACUUCAUCUCAGACUUUGUCAGCAAACAGCAGCCCAGCACUGUUAGUUGCUGAGAGGACCUGAUUUGCAAAGGGGCACAAACGGAGAUGGAAGAAUGAGAAUUAUCCAGGGUGGAUGAAGAGCGCUCAUCUCUUCACUUUUUAUUUAGCGAGCACCGACCCUGUGCGACUAAGCAGUGUUGUGGCGCAGAGUGCUCAGAAGAGAACUAUGGAUAUCCACAGGGAACACACAGUGCUUGAGUCUCACAUGUACCAGUGGCCAGAGGGUGGCUGGCUCCAAGGUUGAGUUCCACCUCUCCCAUUUCCUGGACAUGAAUGUAAUAAAGAAAUGCUGAAAAUCUUAAAAAGCCACUCUGAACAAUGCUAUGACACUGUGUAGCCUCAAAGCCUGGACUCCAUGACAGUUUACCAGUACAAAGGUGUAUUUAUUUAUUCCUAUCUGAGAAAACUGAUAUAAAGAACAACCACCUUCUCUAUUUUGGGAUGUGGUUCUCAUGAUUUUUUUUUUCUGAGAGUAGGAUGGGGAAGAAAAUUCAAAUUAAGUUUUCUGCUCAUGAUUUUUUUUUCCCAUUCUAUUUGGCCUAGUAUUUAAAUAAGCUCAGAUGACAAGGUCAUUUAAAGAAGAGCCUGUAUUUUCUAUCAUAAGUCAGACACGAUAGAAGUACAAUGCUAUCUCAUUUGAAUGGGAGCCUCAUCCAGAUUUAAAAAAUGGUUCACUUUUGGUAAAGUGCUGCCUUUUUAGAUGUGAUGUUCUCAAAAAAACCUACUGCUUUUACUGUAUGAAGCUGUAUAACUCCAACGUGUCCACACUGUUGUGUUCUAUUGGAGAUGUAGAACCGCCUUAAUCGCGCAGAUUCUUAUUUAUUGGUUGUUUAUAUUGUCCCCUUUUUUGUGGUCAAGAUGGGGGGGUGGUCUUUGUGAAGGGGGUUUUGAGGAUCAAUAAAGAUGGCCUGGAUAGAAA
Molecule: messenger RNA, 1914 nt
Organism: Epinephelus moara (kelp grouper)
Lineage: Eukaryota; Metazoa; Chordata; Actinopteri; Perciformes; Serranidae
Gene: cited4b
Product: Cbp/p300-interacting transactivator, with Glu/Asp-rich carboxy-terminal domain, 4b
Exons: 2
Coding region: 234-1007 (257 amino acids)
Biological process (GO): regulation of DNA-templated transcription
Cellular component (GO): nucleus
Source: RefSeq, a predicted model, not a curated record